AUGGAUCAACGCCAUCUUCCUGAUCCCUCCCAGUUCAGCCUUCAGGGCAGAUGUGGGGGGACCCUAGAGUCUGUCAUGUUUGCCGCUCAUCCUUCCAAGGUUGAAACCAACCAGGGAUUCCAAUUGGCACCUAUCAGGGAGCCUUUUUUCGAAUCGCACACUGCUCCAGGCGGUGUAGCAAUGUCAAGGCGCCCAUCAGAGGCAUCUUAUAUGUCCUCUGAUUGUUCGGAUUACAACCUGUCCAGGUCCGCAUCGCCUAUAAGUGGUUCUUUCCUUGAGUCUGGAUACGACAGUACAUCGCCAAUCAAUCGUAUCGCGAUGCGUUCGGCACAUCGCAGCCCAGAUCAGGCCAUAGCUCGACCAGCAGCCAAGGCUGUUCGUGUAAAGCGGACCGACCGCAAGCACUUCUCCAGGCUCAGGAACGAAGCCAAAGGCACCUUGCCCAAGUUCACCAAGGAGCAAGGAGAGGCUGGCCGCCGUUACGACCACAGUGUCUAUCUGGCACUCUUGCAGAGAGCAGGUUUGGACAUCUGCCCUGAUCUGCCUCAAGUGGCCGCUCAAGGCAAGAAUCUCAAGCCUGGAUGGAAGCCUCUUAAGAGCAACAACCGGUCUGAGGACGUUAAAGACACGAAGGAUGAAAACGGAGAAACUAUCCUACCCCUUGCCUAUAACAAGGACAAUAUCUUUGCGUCAUCCUAUCAGAUCAUUAUGGACUCCAAUGAUCUGAUUGCUUCCAAUUCUGCAUGGCACCUCAACCUUGAAGCGGAAGCCCGAUUGUUGACACAGCGGGAGCCAACCAAGGACGAGUUGAUCGCUUGGGUCCGCAAAGUCCGCGACAGUGGAUAUGGAUCUCGGAUUGACAUGGCGAGUCGGCGACGCGGUGCCGUCGGGUUCAAGUCUCCGUUUUCGCAAAGAUGCAGAUCAGUAUUGUAG
Plenodomus lingam JN3 is the source of this 933-nucleotide messenger RNA. RefSeq lists its product as uncharacterized. Lineage: Eukaryota; Fungi; Ascomycota; Dothideomycetes; Pleosporales; Leptosphaeriaceae. The record is from RefSeq and is a predicted model, not a curated record.